Messenger RNA from Plectropomus leopardus (leopard coralgrouper), 1560 nucleotides. It is a transcript of the gene tmem141, whose product is annotated as transmembrane protein 141. NCBI's taxonomy places the organism in Eukaryota, Metazoa, Chordata, Actinopteri, Perciformes, Serranidae. The record is from RefSeq and is a predicted model, not a curated record.
ACAGAGUUAUGUGCACACUGUCAUCAGGAGCUAAUGCUAUUUUCCAUCUAAAACUUUAACUUUCAGCCUCACUGCAGCCAACACAAUGGUCAACCUCGGUCUCACCAAAGUGGACGACGCGCUGGCAGCAAAACACCCGGGUUUACAGAGUUAUGCUGCCUGUCAGUCUCAUGCCUUCAUGAAGGGGACUGGGACAUUUAUACUCGGUGCUGGUGGUUUAUUUGCCAUUCAGAAACUUCUUCAGAAGAGACUUCCUUAUCCUCUUCAGUGGAACCUACUCAUUUCAAUAGUGGGAUCAUCAGUGGGAAGUUAUGCAGUGACUCGUUGGGAGACGCAGAAAUGCUCAGACCUUUGGAUGUUGCUGGAAACAGGCAAAGUCCCGGACAGAUCGCCACCGCCAGUUAUUGAACCAGAGGUAUCAAAGGGACCUCAGAAGACAAAAUAUGGUGACGUGAUGGAAUGAACAGAAUUUAAAACGAACUUGUGUAUCUACUGUAUAUAACUAUGCAUUUUCAAAAAAAUGCACUCUGGUGGAGAUGUUGGCAUAAGCUGACAGAGCACUGGGUGUGAGGUAGUACUUACUAUUCUCAACUGAAUCCCGUGUUCAGGUUUUUUUUCCCCACCUUCAUAUUUGCACCACAUACAGUAAAUGAAGUGUCAUUUUUUUUAAAUUUCAGAGUUGAUGGGGCUUUUGCAUUUCAUAACAGCAUUACUGUGUGGAUAAACAGAUGAGUUUCCCGAACCAGAGGUCAGGAAUUACUUUGGGUUUUUAGGUGGAAUCCCAUGUUAAGCUUGUGAUCCGGUAUUAUUAUUUGGACGUGUUUGUUUGACAUGCAACAGAAUUAAUGCAGCACUAGCAGAUUCAGCCACUAGUUGUCACUGUACACCUUGUAAGGUUUGCAGAGCUGAAUAUUGUUCUCACUGGUGAGAAAACAAAAUGUAUUUUCAAGCAUAUAUGACCUAAAGAACACAUUGAUAAUUUCAUAAUUGUCAUGUAUUCCUUGGACUACCACAAGUGGAAUGAUUUAUUCAACCUUUAAAAGAGAUGAACAUUUGUAGCUUUUUAAUAAAAUGCUCGGAGCAGCUGUGUUAUCCACAUGAAAUAAUUAUUUUUUGCUGCUUUGAGCCACUGCAUGUUCAUUCAUUUGUAUUCAGUUCAGGGAUGCUGUAAUGAACCCUGCCGUGUCUCAGGAUGACUUAAUAUUAAUCCUCUUUGGAUUUAAAUCAAUUUUGCAUGUGUGGAAAAACAAAUUGCACAAGGUUAGAUACUAAUUCAGAAUGAUAGCACGAUCAGGAGGUUAUGAAGAUGAAAGGAUGGGACAGGAAGUGUUGACGCCAUCUCAAAUUGUCACUGGAUUAGGGUGAAAGUAUGAAAUGUUCUGUGAGAAUCUACCUCCAUCCUGCAAAUAUCUGCCUUCUAAUGAUUGAUUUUACUCAUAAGUUUGCUUUUUGCAGAUGUGAAAGCAUCUUUGUCGUAGGAUAUUGUUUUAUUAUUCAAAAGAAAAAGGUUGUUAAUAAAAAGUGGAAUUGACACAUGAUUCACUGUAUAUUUAGCUUUUG